This is a messenger RNA of Mizuhopecten yessoensis (Yesso scallop), 3202 nucleotides long. RefSeq names its product WD repeat-containing protein 24-like. Lineage: Eukaryota; Metazoa; Mollusca; Bivalvia; Pectinida; Pectinidae. The record is from RefSeq and is a predicted model, not a curated record. Gene Ontology annotation, molecular function: protein binding. Gene Ontology annotation, biological process: positive regulation of TOR signaling. The transcript has 19 exons. Bases 250 to 2583 code for a protein of 777 amino acids.
UGGUGACGUACUUCACAAACAGGGUUAAAGAUGAAGUACUUUCUUCUUGUAAAUAAACUCGCGAUGCAGUCUUUGAUCAUUGCAUGUAAUUAACACAACCUUUCGGUUAUCAGAUAACAACCCUACCUUACAUUGAAUAUGAAAGAUAUAUUGCUGACAUAAUGAGAUCAAGAGCAGCUGAUACGUAGAUACCAUGGACCACACAUUUUAGUAGUAAAGGAUAAAAUAAUCCAGAAGAAAACACAGAUCAUGAGUAUGAUGCAUAACGUAUCCCGAGCGGUCCAUGACCGUGUCAACCCAGCAGUAGUCAAGACAAUGUACUGCAAUUGUGAGGGAGCUGUAAAUGCCUUGGCUAUCAAUCGAGACUCUUCUCUUGCUGUGGUUGCAGGCCGCAAUGUCUUCAAAAUAUUUGGCAUCGAAGAUGAGAGGUUUGAGGAGAAAAUGAAUCUUCGUGUGGGACGAAACGUCAACCUCAAUUUCAGUGCAUCGGAUGUCACAUGGAAUCAAAAUGAUGAUAACAUUUUAGCUUCGGCAGCCACCAAUGGUUCAGUUGUGGUAUGGGACAUCAACAGGACGACCAAAUCCAAACAAGAUUACGUGUUCACAGACCAUAAUCGUACGGUAAACCGUGUACGUUUCCAUGAGAACGAGGUAAACCUGCUAUUAAGUGGUUCACAGGAUGGAUCAAUGAAAUUGUUUGAUGUGAGAAAGCGGACGGUCACUACAACAUUUGUGUCUGGAAGCAGUGUCCGAGAUGUCCAGUUCUGUCCAAGUGUAUUUAGCUACUUCCACUUCGCUGCUGCUGAUGAAAAUGGAAAUAUUCAGAUCUGGGAUAUGAGACAGCCGGACCGCGUACAGAAACAGAUUACUGCACACAGUGGCCCAGUGUUUAGUAUAGAUUGGCAUCCUGAAGAUAGGAAUUGGAUCGGCACUGCGGGCCGUGACAAAUCCAUCAAGGUGUGGGACCUCCAGAGGAAUAAGCUACUGUAUACAAUUCACACGGUCGCCUCGGUGAUGCGGAUACGAUGGCGUCCUCAGAGGCGGUACCACAUUGCUAGCUCCUCCCUUCUCGUCGACUUCAGCAUCAACAUCUGGAACAUCCAGCGCCCUUACAUACCUUUUGCUUCCUUUGAGGAACACAAAGAUGUCACCACAGACAUUGUUUGGAAGAAGGAGGACCCCCAUAUGUUCUACAGCUGUAGUAAGGAUUGUACCUUAUACCAACAUGUGUUCAAAGAUGCCAAACGUCCAGCCGACCAUGUCACGCCAUCCGGAAUCGACAUGAACCUCGACUACACGGUGUCCCAUGCCCACGGGGAGCGUACCCUAUCCACAGACAAACACAGCUCUGGGAAGUUGUCAAUAUUUCAUAAGAAGCCGUCCCGCAGCGAUCAUUUCACACAGGCGUAUAGCACACUGCACGUUCACAACUGUAAUAAACAUGAGACCUCGCUGUCCAUGGACUGGUUUCGAGACUCCGCCCAACGCUAUCUCCUGAAAGGAUUUUCACUUGACAAGCUUUGUGAACAAAAUGCUCAAGUGGCCGAGAGCCAAGGUCGUUACCAGGUGGCCCAGAGUUGGAGGAUGCUGAUGGUAUUGUACUCCCAGAGUCUCUACACCGCUCCACAGUUCCGAACCCUGUCCAUGGGCUCAAACAGCAGCGAGAAAACAGACGCAGAUAAAGGCAAGAAGGAUGCUCAGAAAUCUGAUCAUCAAGAUUCAGGCAACAACGAGAUCACAUCAGGAGGAAGUGACGAUGAUUCGGACAAGGAAAUCAUUAAGGAGAACCUGUCCAGUAUAGCACGGGGUCAACCCUCCACAGAGUGGGACAUUCUGUUUGACCAGGAUCAACUCACGUAUGACUCCCUAGGGGAUUUCGACAAGGGGCUACAGGAGCUGACUCUACCCAACGAAGCCUUUGUGCCUCGUCAUGAGAUCAAAGAACACCCAAAUCCACUAGAUUCCAUGCCAAACGGUCACGACUCGCCGACCAGUGCCAAUGAAAGUGAGGGCAACAUGCAGAAUCUACAACACAGCUCGAGAUCAAAUGUCGACGAAGAGGUCCUGGUGACAUUCUCCAACGAUAUGAACGUCCCCAACUUAGGGUUCUCCAAUCACGUCGUGGACAUGCUGUACUUCUACGCUGAACAGGGUGAUGUACAGACUCCCGUGUGCAUGCUGUUAGUAUUAGGGCAGAAAAACCGUCCACAAAUAGACAUCGCUACUCAGGAAAACUGGUUCAUGUCUUAUAUAGACUUGCUGGGCCGGUUCAAGCUGUGGACGAUAUCCAAUGACGUGAUCAAGAUGAGUUAUCUCCCCCAGAUCUCCAUGAUGAACCAACAGUCAACACGAAUCCCUUUACACUGCUCGACGUGCAACAAAGUGUUGUCGCGUGUCGGGUGGCUCUGCGAUCGGUGCAAGACGGUCAUCAACACUUGUGCCCUUUGCCACCACCCUGUGAAAGGCCAGUACCUGUGGUGUCAGGGAUGUUCCCAUGGCGGUCAUCUACAACACAUGUCCGAUUGGUUCUCGAGUCGUAAAUUCUGUCCUGCAGGCUGUGGACACAUGUGUGAAUUUACAUGACCUCGUGUGAUUUAAGACGUUAGCGUGAUUUAAUAUGACUAUUGUCAGAAUUCAAGUGAAUGUGAUUCACAUGAAAUCCAUGUGAAUAUUUACCAGUAUGUGAACUUCAUUCAUGUAAGUGCCCGAAUAUUUUGAAAUAUGUGGCUGUCCCUGUGAAUUUACAUAGAUUUCGUGUGAAGAGUCAGUCCAACAAUACCACAGUAUAAUACUUUGAUAAAGUGCUAGACUGACGUGGAAGUUCAAAGUUUUUCAGUGAAUGUGUAGACAACUUUCAGACUGAUACGGACCGAUACAUUUUCCUAUGGGCAGUGAAAUUGGUUUUGAUGGAUAGGGAGAGUGAAUUUUUCCUACCUGAUGUGGACGGUGAAAUUCUUCUGGACUAUUUGAGUCAGAAAAGUUUGUCUUCACUCAAAAGAUUCCAUUGCAUUGUGCAGGUACCAAAGCUAAUAGUUGUUGUUUACGUCUAUGGAAGUGCCAAACAGUGUGAAUGAAUGGUGAUAGAAUGGUUGUUUGAAAAACGAGAAUUUGUUAUGUUUAUUUUAUUUUGUUUUGUGCAGAAGUUGUUUGAUUCAGGCAAUAAAACUGAAAAUAUGAAACAUGAUAUCUGUGCAUUGGUAUU